Molecule: messenger RNA, 971 nt
Organism: Raphanus sativus (radish)
Lineage: Eukaryota; Viridiplantae; Streptophyta; Magnoliopsida; Brassicales; Brassicaceae
Product: lysine-rich arabinogalactan protein 18
Cellular component (GO): plasma membrane
Source: RefSeq, a predicted model, not a curated record
AUGGUAAGAAGCAAAAGCAAAGCAAUAUCUAAUGUCUUCGUCAUUGGCUCGACGGUUGAUUCAGUUCUACGCUCAACGGCUACAUCUGUCUGUGAAAUUUUUAAUCAACGGUCGGAAUCUCUACCGACUAUAUAUAUCAAACACACAAACAAUUCUCUUACACCAACACACACAGCAAAAUCGAUCAAAAUCAUUUACUCACAUUCUUCACUUAUUUUACUAAUUUCUUUUCUUCUUUCGAUCCAAAAAGAAAUCAUGGAACGUAAUGUCCUUUUUACGUUUACAUUGAUAUGCAUUGUCGUCGCUGGUGUCGGUGGCCAAUCUCCGACCUCCUCUCCUACUAAAUCCCCCGACGCUCCUCCUUCUCCAACUACUACCUCUCCCUCCUCCUCACCCGUGGAAGCACCGAAAUCUCCAGCUCCUGUAACCUCGUCUCCGCCACCGGCUCCUGUUCCCGAGAGCUCUCCUCCGUCACCUUCACCAAAGGCUUCGGCUCCGGUGAGCUCUCCACCAGAAGCUGCUACACCUCCAGCUCCGGUAGCCGAUGCACCGGCACCAAGCAAGGGUAAGAAGCAUCAAAAAGCACCGGCUCCGGCUCCCGAACUUGACAGCCCACCUUCACCACCUAUGGAAGCUCCUGGUCCUAGCUCCGACGCUAUGUCUCCCGGUCCGGCCAGAUCCGCCGAGGAUAAGAGUGGAGCCGAGAACACAAGUGUAUUGCGGAAUUUAGCAGCGGUGGGAGCGGCUGCAACCGCCUGGGCCGUUCUCGUUAUCGCCUUUUAAAUUAUUUUAGUUAUCAUUUCGCUCUUUCAUUAGUAGUUUUUUUUUUGUUUGAACCAACGAUUGUCUAUUUCUUUUCGCGUUUGAGACUGAUGAGUAUUAUUUAAUUGAUUAUUACAGUUUUUUUUCUUUAUUUUCAUUUGUAUGAAAAUAGUAAUUUUUAUUUACUAAAAAUAAGACUCAAUUUGUCA